Coffea eugenioides is the source of this 1616-nucleotide messenger RNA. RefSeq names its product activating signal cointegrator 1-like. Bases 156 to 1328 code for a protein of 390 amino acids. Gene Ontology annotation, cellular component: nucleus. NCBI's taxonomy places the organism in Eukaryota, Viridiplantae, Streptophyta, Magnoliopsida, Gentianales, Rubiaceae. Gene Ontology annotation, molecular function: zinc ion binding. The transcript has 4 exons. The record is from RefSeq and is a predicted model, not a curated record. Gene Ontology annotation, biological process: regulation of DNA-templated transcription.
UCCUUUUUCCUGUUUCUUUUCUUUUCUUUUUUCCCUUUUAAUUUGUGAAGGGGUCAAUUUCAAUUACUGCUACCCUUCCACUGCAGGUUUAAAAGGAAGGAAGACUGAAAGAGGCAGAGUAUUGAACAAAGCAAGCAUACGCCGUUAGCAUCAGAAUGGAAACGGCAGGGCAGUGGCUAGAGAAGGCAUUGCUGGAGCUAUGCAAGAAGAUUGAAACGGGUCUUGAUUUGGAUGCUGAAAUCAUAUCUGGGCUUGUUUCCUAUUGUGAGAUGGCCCCCCCUCUUGAUGCUAAAGAGUAUCUUGAUAAUAUCAUAGGCCAGGAAGCUGGCAAAAAUGUGAUUGCAGAGUAUUUACAGCGGAGAGGUUAUUCUGAGCCACAGAAUGUGAAUAAGCCUACUCAAAAUACUUCAACUUCCAACUUACAAGCAUAUGUCAAACCACGUACUAAUGAUGGCUUGGUCAUUGGAGCUAAAAAACCACAGAAAGCAUCGAAAGAUGUUGCAGCCUCAUCUAAUCGGAAAAAUCGAACCUCAACUGGGACAUCAGAGUCACAGAAUGUGAAUAAAGGAACCACAGGCAAUUCUAAGAAGAAAAAGUCUGGAAAGGUUGUAUCCCUGGCUGAGGCUUCAAAAGGAUCAAUUGUGUAUCAGAAAGGGAAGCCAUGUUCUUGCCAAGCUCGUCAGCACAGGCUCAUCAGCAAUUGUUUAUCUUGUGGGAAAAUAGUUUGUGAACAAGAAGGUGAGGGACCAUGCAACUUUUGUGGUGCCCUUGUGCUGAGGGAAGGAAGCUCCUAUGCUGGUCUGCAUGAAGGUGUAGUUCCCCUCUCAGAGGCUGAGGCAGCUGCUGAAGCUUAUGCAAAGAGGCUUGUUGAGUAUGACCGAAACGCUGCUGCACGUACAACAGUUAUAGAUGACCAAAGUGACUAUUAUGAGAUUGAGGGGAAUAGCUGGCUGUCACAGGAGGAGAAAGAACUGUUAAGGAAGAAAAGAGAAGAGAUAGAGGAGGCUGAACGUGCCCAGCGUAAUAAAGUCAUUAUGACGUUUGAUCUGGUUGGUCGGAAGGUGCUGAUGAACGAAGAUGAAGCCUCUGAAGAGUUGCAAAACAGACUUCUUCUACGGCCAUCAGAGGAGAGAGAAUCGGCCCGCAUCAAACCAAACCCUACUCUUAAAAUUCAACCUGUUUUUGUGGAUCCAGGGCCUAGGAAAUCCGUUAAAGAGAAUUUGAACAAAUGCCUGAAUAAUGGUUUUUGCUUGGAGAUAAGUGGGAGGGUACAACAUGAUAAUAAUGAUAGCCUGGGGACUUUCUCAAAUGGACAAGUACUUGCUUGAACCAUGUAUAAGUAGGUGUUUCUUACUGCAUAUAAUGAUCAUGGCCUUCUGAAUUUUAUAGGAAAUGAUUCAUGUUUCAGCUGAGUUCUUGUUGCGAAGGAGUCUCAAUUUUGUGUAACGCAUGAUUCCAUUUGAUUCUUGGAAUUGUGCGAUCAGUUUCUGUGGCUCCUCUACAUUGUAACUUCUAGAGAAUCCAACAACCUGCGUUUCCUUUGAGUUGAUCGCAUGAUACAUAUAGUUUUUGAGGAAAAUUUAUGGCUGUAAAUUGAUCUGAUCGGAUUAUUGUCA